Molecule: messenger RNA, 4587 nt
Organism: Sparassis crispa
Lineage: Eukaryota; Fungi; Basidiomycota; Agaricomycetes; Polyporales; Sparassidaceae
Exons: 12
Coding region: 1-4587 (1528 amino acids)
Source: RefSeq, a predicted model, not a curated record
AUGAAGUCCUCGUCCUCGGGCACUCGCAAGCCCUACGGCGGGUCCACGCGGAGUCUUGUACUUGCACUAGACAUCGGAACAACCUUCAGCGGCGUCUCAUACGCAAUCCUUGAGCCAGGAGAAGUCCCGAAGAUUCAUGGCGUCACCAGAUUCCCCGGACAGGAACAUGUCGCGGGCAACUCCAAGAUACCCUCCAUAAUGUACUAUGAUAGACACGGAAACAUGAAGGCGGCCGGCGCAGAGGCAGAAAGUGCCUCCAUCGUCGCAAACGCAGAGGACGAAGGCUGGGUCAAGGCAGAGCUCUUCAAGCUUCGUCUCCGGCCAAAGACGAUGAAGCUCAAGAUGAACGGCAUGCGCCUUGCCUCGCUGCCCACCCACAAGACCGCCGUCGACGUCUUCGGCGACUUCCUCUCAUAUCUCUUCCGCUGCACGCGCUCCUUCAUCAUCGACACACAUGCGAACGGUCCCGCCCUCUGGCACGCAGUGGAGCACGACAUCCAGUUCGUCCUCAGCCACCCCAACGGCUGGGAGGGCGCACAGCAGACCAAGAUGCGCAGGGCAGCAGUGUACGGCGGACUCAUUCCUGAUACCGACGAAGGGAAGGCGCGAAUCAGGUUCGUCACGGAGGGUGAGGCGAGUCUACACGCGUGCGUGUUGAAUGGCCUCGCCGCGGACGUACUAUCACAAAACCCGUCUGGGCACGGGUUCAUUGUCGCGGACGCUGGAGGCGGCACGCUUGACAUCAGCUCGUACGCGAUUCGGGGCACAGUGCCACUCGUCAUUGAAGAGAUAGCCCCACCAGACUGUGUCUUUGCAGGCUCUGUAUUCGUCAGUCGGCGUGCACGCGCGUUCUUCGAGGACAAACUGAAGACGUCUAAAUACGGAUCGCCAGACUCGCUCGACCACAUCACGAAGCGGUUCGACGAGACGACGAAACGGCUCUUCCGUGAUGACAAGGAUCUGCAGUUUGUUCCCUUCGGUUCGCCGCUGGACAAGGAUAUAUCUGCGGGUAUCCGAGGUGGUCAGCUGAGGCUCAAGGGAACGGAAGUUGCGGCACUGUUUCAGCCCUCGAUCGAGGCGGCGGUGCUAUCCAUCGAGAACCAGGUCUCAGCGUCUGGGGGUGCCGUCAAGUCUGUCUGGCUCGUCGGAGGCUUCGCCGCCAGCCCCUGGCUUUUCAGCCAACUACAAGAACGCCUCGCGCGGAUGCACAUCACCGUGAGCCGACCGGACAGCCAAACGUCGAAGGCGGUCGCGGACGGUGCGAUCGGCUUCUACUGUGACCAUCACGUCUCGGCGCGCAUGUCCAAGUUCAUGUACGGUGUGGAGUACCUCCGCGAGUUCGAUGCUCAUGACCCGGAGCACGUCGCGCGCAAACACCGGCUGUUCGAGCUUCCGUCCGGCCCGACUCUACUUCCUGAUGCCUUUGAUUGCAUUCUCUCGCGGGGUGUGAAGGUGAAGGAGUCGAUGGUGUUCAGCCGCAAGUACUGCACCGAGGUCACGAACCUGUCGACGCUCUCGGUCUUCGAGGUCGAGAUCUGGUGCUUCCGGGGCGGCGACGUCGUACCCAAGUGGAUCAUCAGGAACGCAGAGAAUUUCUCGACGCUGUGCUACGUGCGUGCCGAUCUGUCGCCGCUCGCGGGAAGUGCCCAGUCGAAGCAGGGGAAGGGCGGGAAGACGUACUGGACGAUCAUCUUUAGCAUUGAGAUCCACUUCGGCUUGACAGAGUUCAAGGCCAGGAUCAAGUGGUUGGACAACGGCAGGACGAAAUAUGGGCCGGCAUCGAUCGUAUACAACGAGAGCGGCCACCGCGCAGAGGAGGACGAGCCAGACGAAUCCCCCGAAGACAACAUCACCGUUCUCUCCUCCGUCUCCGACCGGUACCCCUCCGAGAAGGCCUCCCGCGCGCCCUCCCGCGACCCCACCAUCACUGGCUCACGCAGCAUCCCGCCCUCCGUCCACGCCUCGCCUCCACUGCCAAGCGCCGGCUCGCUCUCGCGCUCCUUCUCGUCCGGACACGCCACGUCGCGCUCCGUCGACAAGGGCAAGGCGCGUGCGAUCGAGACGCCACCCGCCGCGAUGCGUGAGGUCGACCGCUCAGUAAACGUGUCCGGCCGCUCCGCGGACUCGGGCCGCAGCGGGAGCACGCACCUCGGCGAGGCCCUCAACUCCGUCUGGGGCCCGCCCUCCGUGUCCGCCGCGCCAUCGAAGCACCAGACGCCCACGUCGUCCCCGCGUGACUCGAUCGCGAUGCGCGGUGGGCUCGCGUCCGUCCGCGAGGAAACGCGCGCGACGCCCCGCGAGCCGUCCGCCGCUGUGACGCCGAGGGAGGUCUCCAGAGCGGGCUCUGUGCGGGAGGUAUCGCAUGCGCCUACCGUUCGGGAGUCCAAGGUACCUACUGCCAGGGAGUCCAAAGUGGUGACUCCCAGGGAGAUCUCGAAGGCGCCGACACCGCGGGAGCCCUCUCUUCCCCCGACUGCCAGAGAGUCCGUGGCUCCGCCGACUCCGAGAGAAAUAUCGCCUCCUGUUCCUGCUGUCAGAGAGAUAUCGGUACCUCAAACACCCAAAGAGCCGACGGCUCCGCCUACGCCUAAAGAAGCGUCCAAGCCGCCGACGCCGAAGUCCAAGCUAUCGACGCCCAAGGAGCUGUCUAAACCGCCGACGCCUCGCGAAGUGUCCCGGGCACCGACUGAGGUCUCGAAUGCACCCACUACCAAAGAGACGUCUCGCGGCGCGACACCCAAGUCGCUCUCAAAAGUGCCCACGUCCAAGAAGGCGUCUCGUGUCGCAUCCCCGAAGGACGCUUCUCGCACUGCAACACCGAAGGAGACCUCGCGCGUCCCGACGCCCAAAGUCGAGCCACAGCCAAUUGCUGAAGAGAAGCCUGUCACCCCUGUCGUCGAGGCUACGCCUGUCAUUGAGGCAACUCCUGCGGGGGAAGAGUUUGCAUGGCAGCCCGCGCCCGUUGAGUCCACUACAGAACCCCCUGCCGCUGAGUCGUGGGGAGCAUGGGGCGGUAACUCCUUCGCUCCUGAGACGCAUGCAAAGACACCUGUGCCCGCACCAGCGGCGCUUCCCGACGGUCUUGCCGAUCUCGGACCCAGCACGUUUGGUGACACGGUUCCCGGCUCUCUGGCCGACUUUGGGCCCAGCUCAUUUGACGAAGAACCCUCAGGUAACACGGGUGCGCCAAUGUUCGGUACCUCGUUCUUCGGCGGCGGUCAGCAGCCCCUACAACAGCCUGGCGAUCCCGCGACCGGCGCCGGGAACCUCUCAGAGCUCUUGUCGUCACCAGGCCCGGACCCCGGGUCCAGCGCGAGCGCGGGCAUGUUCUCUAACUUCCUGUCGGGCUCAUCCUGGGGAGGCGGCGCGAGCCGCCCGUCGUCGACGACGUUUGGUGGGCUCGGUUUGGCCCUGAAGAGCAACUUUGGGUCUGGGCUCAGUUCAAGCUUCGGCUUCGGCCAGACGCCUGCGUGGAACGCAGCCGAGGACAACGGGGAGGCUGAAACUGAGGCGGCCGAGAAGGCUGCUGCUGAGAGGAAGGCUGCAGAGGAGAAGGCUGCGGUAGACGCCGCUGCGGCGCAACAAGCAGCAGCGGAACAGGCGGCUGAGGCUGCCGCCGCCGCCGAGGCGGAGAAGAAGCGACUAGAAGAGGAGGCUGCACAAGCAGAGAGGAAGAGACAGGAAGAGGAGGAGGCACAGAGGAUGCAGCAGGAAGAAGCGGCGGCUGCGGAGAAGAAACGACUGGACGAAGAGGCGGCCACAAUCGCCGCUGCAGAGGAAGAGAGAAAGAGGCUAGAGGAAGAGGAGGCAAAGAAAAAUGCGGAUGAUGAUUGGGGGAGCCUCCCUGUUACCACGAAGGGCAAGAAGGGCAAGAAGGGCAAGAACGGGGCUGGAACACCUGCAGCGAUAUCUCGCGUCCCAUCUGCCAAGCAGAAGGAGGAAGAAAAGAGGAGACUGGAAGAAGAGGCGAAGGCUGAGGAACAGCAGAAGAAAGCCGAGGAGGAAGCUGCUAAGAUUGCGGCAGCCGAGGCAGUCAAACUGCAGGAAGAGACGGAGCAAAUAGCUAAGGCGAAAGCGGAGGAGGCAGCAGCACAACAGGCGGAGGCGGCGCAGCUAGCGGAGGCGGCGCAGCAAGCAAAUUCGGCCCAACCAGCGGAAGCAGUUCCUCCGGCAGACGUAGCUCAGCCAACAGAAGUGGCCACUGAGCAGCCCAUCGACGACUGGACUGAACCGCCAGCAGGAGAAAUUCUGCCGAUAACGGAGGAAGGUGCAACCCAGCCGGUGGAGGAGGGCACAACUCAGCCGGCAGACGACGGUGCAAUUCAGCCUGAAGUAGUAGUCGGCACAUCUCAGCCGACAGCUGAGGAGGGUGCAGAUGACGCGGCAGGUGAGGAGCCCAAGCAGGAUGCACCGGAGGAGGAGGUAAAGGCGGAAGACGAAGACUUUGGCUGGGGAGUACCAGUCAAGAAAGGAAAGAAGGGGAAGAAGGGUGUGGCUGCGACUCCUGACGCUAUUUCGCGGGCUACGUCUGGGAAGAGUGAAGGCGAAACUGCACCUACUGGCAAAGGCAAGAAGAAGAAAAAGUAA